AUGUCUCCUGCAGCUGAAAAGUUUUCGAAGAACCCAGACGACAGGGUAUUCAAAGCCUCGAAGUUGGCAUUUGAGGCCUGGGAAGCAGGAAUUACUAUCCGAAAAAAAUCAUUGGAAAUCCCAAGGCUUACCGGUUCUCUAGACAUAUUCACUGAGGGAAGGCCCUGUCCACGACGCCCUUCGUACAGCUUUGUUCGCCAGGCCGGCAACUUCCCUCGCGAAAAUGAACGAUACUUGGGACGAUGUGAGAAAAUGGAUCUUUGCGAAAUGACCUGCCGCCAGGUCGAGGAGCGCAAGAUCCGAUCCGACCGUCUCAAGCAUUGGCAUUUUGAGGAUAUGAAUGAAUAA
This is a messenger RNA of Penicillium odoratum, 348 nucleotides long. RefSeq lists its product as uncharacterized. Lineage: Eukaryota; Fungi; Ascomycota; Eurotiomycetes; Eurotiales; Aspergillaceae. The transcript has 2 exons. The record is from RefSeq and is a predicted model, not a curated record. Bases 1 to 348 code for a protein of 115 amino acids.